AUGUCUCGGGUGCGACAGGCUGCCAAUCCCUCCCAUACCCGAACCGCUACUGAACCUGCCCAAGAAUCAGCUGCUCGUCUUUCAGGGACCCUUCGGUUGAGGGGUGACGAUACGCCCACCGUCGCUCCAGAACCCUCGGCGGCUCGACGUAUUCGAUGGAGUGAGGAUGUAGUGGACAACGAAGGCAUGGGGAAGAAAAGCUCUAAAGAGCCCGGCCCGUGGGAGAAAGCAGUUCAGAAUCUGAAUCUUCCGACUCUAGCUCCGACUCUGAUAGUGACAGCGAAGUCGAUCGUCGAAGGCAACGAACACGCCGUGCCAACCAUUCACAUUCCCGAGGAAGAGAAUCACCCGCAGAAGGGUCCCCCCCGGGACGAAGCGUCGGGUGACUGUUGUUCGCGUCAUCAUCGCCAUGCGCGUUCCAAGCCAAAACGAAAGCCCAGUCCGAAUGCAUAUGAGAAAAUGCCCAAGCCCUCCAAAAACAAACCCCGAGAUGCUUGA
This is a messenger RNA of Penicillium chermesinum, 498 nucleotides long. RefSeq names its product PPP1R11/YPI1 family protein. Lineage: Eukaryota; Fungi; Ascomycota; Eurotiomycetes; Eurotiales; Aspergillaceae. The transcript is spliced from 2 exons. The coding region runs from base 1 to 498 and encodes 165 amino acids. Gene Ontology annotation, molecular function: protein serine/threonine phosphatase inhibitor activity; protein phosphatase 1 binding. Gene Ontology annotation, cellular component: nucleus. The record is from RefSeq and is a predicted model, not a curated record.